CCCCUGUGUCCCAACUCCCGUCCCCCAAAAUUCCCGAUAGCCAACGCUCGCCCGUCCCGUCGCUCUCGUGUCGCACCAAUCAAGUGCACGCACGCGGCACGCCGCCGCUUCGCACGAUGGCGACGCGGCAUGCCUUCCGGCACCUGGCGCGGCGGAUGCUGAGCAACGUGCCUGAGUCGACCGUCUACGGGGGCCCGCGGCCGCAGGAGGCGGCGGCGGCGCGGCGCGUGACGCUGACGACCCUCCGCGGGAAGCACCGCCGCGGGGAGCCCAUCACCGUCGUCACCGCCUACGACUACCCCUCCGCCGUCCACGUCGACUCCGCGGGGAUCGACGUCUGCCUCGUCGGCGACUCCGCCGCCAUGGUGGUCCACGGCCACGACACCACGCUCCCCAUCUCGCUCGACGUCAUGCUCGAGCACUGCCGCGCCGUCGCGCGCGGCGCGCCCCGGCCGCUCCUUGUCGGCGACCUCCCCUUCGGCUGCUACGAGUCCUCUUCCACGCAGGCUGUUGACUCUGCGGUGAGGGUGUUAAAAGAAGGUGGAAUGGAUGCAAUCAAGUUGGAAGGAGGAGCUCCUUCCCGAAUCAGUGCAGCUAAGGCUAUUGUGGAGGCUGGAAUUGCUGUCAUGGGACACGUUGGCCUCACGCCGCAGGCUAUUAGUGUGCUUGGUGGGUUUCGACCACAGGGGAAGACGGUUGAUAGUGCUGUAAAGGUUGUAGAGACAGCACUCGCCUUGCAAGAGGCUGGUUGCUUUUCAGUUGUGUUGGAGUGUGUGCCAGCUCCGGUGGCAGCAGCUGCAACAUCAGCACUGAAAAUCCCAACCAUUGGCAUUGGUGCUGGGCCAUUCUGCAGUGGGCAGGUCUUGGUAUACCAUGACUUGUUAGGAAUGAUGCAGCAUCCACAUCACGCCAAGGUUACACCAAAGUUCUGCAAGCAAUUUGCUAAUGUUGGCAGUGUCAUUAACAAGGCACUAUCCGACUACAAGCAAGAAGUGGAAACUCGGUCUUUCCCUGGCCCCAGCCACACCCCGUAUAAAAUAACUGCUGCAGAUGUCGAUGGCUUUGCGAAUGUGCUACAGAAGAUGGGUUUGAGUGAGGCCGCGAACGCUGCAGCUACUGCUGCCGAAAACGCAGAAAAGGAUGGAAAACCAAGCGAAAACAGUUGAUGUUGUGGACGACACCGACAGUUAAAUCUAGAGUACAAGCACCAUCCAGCUCAACGGCAAUGCAAUCUUCCGAGACUGCAGGGGUAAACUGAAACUGUAAGAUCGUGGUGUUUUGGCUCAAUGCUUCUGAUGUCUUGAGGCAAUUGCAUGGAUCCUCUGCCUUCCAAUAAACAGCUGACAUUCGCAAAGCCAUCGACAUCUGCAGAGAAAUCCUAGUAUGUCUUUUGAGCUGACAUUUCUUUCGAUCCGGCAAUUGUGAAUGAAAAAUGUGGUGCCACCCAGGAUUGUGCAUUAAA
Molecule: messenger RNA, 1462 nt
Organism: Brachypodium distachyon (stiff brome)
Lineage: Eukaryota; Viridiplantae; Streptophyta; Magnoliopsida; Poales; Poaceae
Product: 3-methyl-2-oxobutanoate hydroxymethyltransferase 1, mitochondrial
Exons: 5
Coding region: 117-1166 (349 amino acids)
Biological process (GO): pantothenate biosynthetic process
Cellular component (GO): mitochondrion
Molecular function (GO): magnesium ion binding; 3-methyl-2-oxobutanoate hydroxymethyltransferase activity
Source: RefSeq, a predicted model, not a curated record